Molecule: messenger RNA, 1616 nt
Organism: Priapulus caudatus
Lineage: Eukaryota; Metazoa; Priapulida; Priapulimorpha; Priapulimorphida; Priapulidae
Product: mid1-interacting protein 1-B-like
Exons: 1
Coding region: 102-728 (208 amino acids)
Biological process (GO): regulation of lipid biosynthetic process
Cellular component (GO): cytosol
Source: RefSeq, a predicted model, not a curated record
AAGCCGGCUCGUGGUAGGGAAUGAAUGUAGUUGCACGUUCGGUGACUUAGCGACAAGGGUGAAGGUAUAGUUGAACAAUUUGAUAGGUUCGUGCACAUAUUAUGCUUGGUAUUGACCCAGCAGCGAUGACCGACAAGCCACAUCUUCGAUUGUCUCCUAUAAGUGUCACCUCACCAACCCGGGAGGACAUAGCGGAGAUGGCCUCCAAGCAAAUAGCGUUGCGAAAGAUGUCGAGACAAGAAAACGUCGGUUCGCAGAAUUCACUUUUGGUGGCAAUGAACGUAUUCGUACAGGCUGUGGACAACAUGGAUAACGCUAUCAUGGUUCCUCGUCGACUUAUGGACAUGCCUACGGCGUCGACGAGUGAAGCAGGGCACGGCGGUGAUCUCACUUGUGAUACGAACAUCAUCAACGGCCACGACGAACUAAACAACAACAUCAACAUCGCCAACAGCAAAUUGAAAUCCCCCGGUGAUCUUUACGGUGUGUACUCCAUGCUAAAAACAGUGAAACGGGAACUUGUGAGAGGUCCCACGUCGGACGACGAUGAGGAUGAGCUGGUGGACGAACAGCCGAAGAAAAUCACCAGAGUCUUUCGGCAACACCUCAAUGGUCUUUUCACCGUCCUUAAUCAACUGACAGAUGCCGCUGAGAUCUUGCAAGGCCGCUAUCAGGAAGAGCUGGACGAUCAGUUGACGCCCUGUCUAAACAUUGACAGUCGGUAUUGAGUGGACUCGAUGUGUCAUGUAGCUCUAGAACUAUACUCGACUGCUCAUUAUUUUGUAAAAUUAUAUUCUCUAUACUUUGAAUUUUCGUUCACUGUAGCAGCUGAUCACAUAUUCUGAGGAUUCAAGAAUAGUAUUAGUGUAGUAUGUACCCAAUUUAAAUUACUAUGCUAUAUAGGCCGACCCGACGCAGACCCCGGUAAUGGGUUAAACCCGCACCCUCAGAUUAGCAAAGCGGAGUUAUAACGUCUGCGUGCGGACAAUAUGCUAUAUAGUACUUGUACAUUUAUUAUGAAUAUGUGAUUGUCGCUGUCGUUCAAUUCAUAGCUUUCGAGCCUGUGAUAGCAGGCCAUAUGUAUUGCACUAGAGCUUUUGUUGACCCCGGUAUGUGGUGAUGAUAUAUCGUGUAGGUAUAUAUCGUCAAGAGUCCAUAAUAGAAGAUAGUUCUUCUAGAUAGUUUUUCUAUUAUGGACUCUUGAUAUAGUGUAACGGUGUAUGAAUUGUACUGUUGAUAUAAAUGUACAAUUGGGAAAUGGUUUGCUAACCUCGUGUGCAGCAUAGAUAGCAGCACUGUUAUAUAAAAACUGGACAUUAUAUAAAGUAAGGAAUCCUAGUGCUUUCGUGAGUGUGACCGUUAGCUACGGUACUGUAUGUACAUGUGCUCUUACAGUUACACGUGUGUAUAUAGAUAUAUCGUUUUUGAUAUAUAUAUCCAUCUAUUCGAUUUAUCUAUCUAUAAUAUUCAAUCUAUCGAUAUUUAAUGUAAAUAUAGAUGAAGCGAAACUAUCGUGAAAUUGUUUGUUCGAGGAUGUAAAUUUCAAUAUCACUUGUUUGUAUUCCCACUCGUUGUUGCACAUUAAAAUAAAGUUGUUGUACAACAUGAAAAUCAAA